UAACUCAGAGUAUGCUUCAAUUCUUCAACUUCUAAUGCAAACAGCAGAAAGUGAGAAAUGAGGGCAUUUUAUUGGCCUGACUGGUAGGCUUGAUCAAAAUAUAGUUUCCCACCUUACACAUUUUCCAUAUAAAUUAGAAAGUGGACCGAUCAAAUAAUCACUUGCGUCAGAAAUGGAUUCCAAGAAAUCCCAAAUGUCUCUGAUAAUUUUCUUGCUUCUAGCUUUACUGACAUGCAUGUCUUCUAGCCUUCCUGGCGAGCACCCCAUUGUCGUCAAUGACUUCAGCGAGCUUGUUUCGGAGGAAAACAUCAUUGAAAUCUUUCGACAGUGGAGAGAUAGGCAUCAGAAGGUGUACGAACAUGCAGCAGAGUCGGAGAAGAGGUACCGGAAUUUUAAGAGGAACUUGAAAUAUAUAAUUGAGAAAGCUGGAAAGAAAACAGCUGCUUUGGGGCACAGGGUCGGAUUGAACAAGUUUGCGGACUUGAGCAAUGAGGAGUUCAAGGAGCUUUAUUUGUCAAAGGUGAAGAAACCCAUCAACAAAAGGAGCAUUGCAAGAGACUGGAGGCAGAGAAACUUGCAGACGUGUGACGCACCUUCCAGCUUUGAUUGGAGGAAGAAGGGAGUGGUCACUGCUGUCAAGGACCAAGGAGACUGUGGAAGUUGUUGGUCAUUCUCUACCACCGGAGCCAUAGAAGGCAUAAAUGCUAUUGUAACUGGUAACCUAAUCAGCCUCUCAGAACAAGAGCUUGUUGAUUGUGAUACAACCAAUUAUGGGUGUGAAGGAGGCUACAUGGACUAUGCUUUUGAAUGGGUUAUCAAUAAUGGUGGGAUUGACACCGAAGCUAAUUAUCCGUAUACCGGUGUUGAUGGUACCUGCAACACGACCAAGGAGGAAAUAAAAGUUGUAUCCAUCGACGGUUACACAGAUGUAGAUGAAACGGACAGUGCCCUCUUGUGUGCUACUGUGCAACAACCCAUCAGUGUUGGCAUGGAUGGUUCUGCGCUAGAUUUCCAGCUAUAUACUGGUGGAAUCUAUGAUGGUGACUGCUCUGAUGAUCCGAACGACAUUGAUCAUGCUGUUUUGAUAGUCGGUUACGGUUCAGAAAAUGGUGAAGAUUAUUGGAUAGUGAAGAAUUCAUGGGGCACGGAGUGGGGAAUGGAAGGUUAUUUUUAUAUAAAGAGGAACACUGAUUUACCAUAUGGUGUUUGUGCAAUCAAUGCCGAGGCCUCAUAUCCAACCAAAGAAUCUUCUUCUCCAUCUCCAACUAGCCCCCCAUCGCCACCAUCACCUCUGUCUCCGCCGCCGCCAACACCGGUGCCACCGCCCCCUUGUCCUCAACCAAGUGACUGUGGAGACUUCGCCUACUGCCCGAGUGACGAGACUUGCUGUUGCAUUCUCAAGGUCUUUGACCACUGCAUUGUCUACGGUUGCUGUCAAUAUGAGAAUGCUGUCUGCUGCGCCGACUCCGUGUACUGCUGUCCUGGUGAUUACCCCAUUUGUGACGUCGAAGAAGGGCUCUGCCUCAAGAGCCAAGGAGAUUACCUGGGAGUGCCUGCAAGCAAGCGACAUCUGGCGAAGCACAAGUUUCCCUGGACUAAGUUAGAGGAAAAAACGAAAACAGACCGGCAAGCUCUCCGGUGGAAGAGGAACCCCUUCGAUGCAAUGCGCUGAAACACACGCUUGGAGUAAAAUCUGAGAUCCCUUGAUCUUUGCUGCCGUUUCAUGUUCUUCGCAGGCAGGCAUUCCUGCUAUGAACAUUUAUUUAUUUUAAUGGACAAUUAUUCAUGUACGCAACAGCCAGCGGUUAAAAGCAGAGAAAAAAUUACAGGGGAUAUUAAUGUUCUUUUUUUUGUUUCUGUGGCUUUAGCUUCAUUUUCCAUUUAUAGACUCUCUUUUUCCGGAUUUGA
Populus euphratica (Euphrates poplar) is the source of this 1908-nucleotide messenger RNA. Its product is annotated as low-temperature-induced cysteine proteinase-like. The coding region runs from base 173 to 1672 and encodes 499 amino acids. The record is from RefSeq and is a predicted model, not a curated record. Gene Ontology annotation, biological process: proteolysis. Gene Ontology annotation, molecular function: cysteine-type peptidase activity. The transcript has 5 exons. Lineage: Eukaryota; Viridiplantae; Streptophyta; Magnoliopsida; Malpighiales; Salicaceae.